Lachancea fermentati is the source of this 1125-nucleotide messenger RNA. The record is from the annotation of a GenBank genome assembly. NCBI's taxonomy places the organism in Eukaryota, Fungi, Ascomycota, Saccharomycetes, Saccharomycetales, Saccharomycetaceae.
AUGUCGUUCACCCCACCGUCUGAUCCUCGCAAACCUAAGGUCGUGAAGGUAACACAACUUUGUGAGCUCUGUCACGCACGCAAAGCUCUAAUCAAGAGGCCUAAAAAUCUGCAAAAAAUUUGCAAAUUAUGCUUCUUUCAUGUAUUUGAGACCGAAAUUCACAACACAAUUGUGUCGAACAAGCUCUUUGAGAGAGGUGAGAAAGUCGCAGUUGGUGCUUCAGGAGGGAAGGAUUCAACUGUAUUGGCUUACAUUCUGAAGCUCUUGAACGAAAGGCACGACUAUGGCAUCAAUAUUGUUCUUCUCAGUAUUGAUGAGGGAAUAGUUGGCUAUCGGGACGACUCACUUGCGACUGUUAAGCGUAAUCAAAUACAGUAUGAUCUGCCGCUUGAGAUUGUAUCCUAUAGAGAUCUGUACAACUGGACAAUGGACGAGAUCGUGGCCUGCGCUGGUAUUAGAAACAGCUGCACAUACUGCGGCGUGUUUAGACGGCAAGCAUUGGACAGAGGAGCUGCAAAACUGGGGAUUAAACACGUCAUAACUGGCCAUAACGCUGACGAUAUGGCAGAGACUGUGCUCAUGAAUAUUCUUCGAGGCGAUGUUGCACGUUUGGAGAAGUCAACUGCCAUCAUAACACAGAGCUCGGGGUCUCCGAUCAAGAGAUCCAAACCUUUUAAAUAUGCUUACCAAAAGGAAAUUGUGCUUUACGCUCACUACAAAAAGCUCGACUACUUUUCCACGGAAUGUACGUACGCCCCUGAAGCAUUCAGAGGAACGGCGAGAGAGCUGAUGAAGAAUCUGGAGGCUGUAAGGCCCAGCUGCAUACUCGACAUUAUUCAUAGUGGUGAAAAUCUCCGUCUGAAGCCGAAGCGUUUGAAACGUGCUCCUCCUCCCAGCCACGUGGAGGUUAGAAGUGACGGAUCUGUCUCAAUUCAGCGAUUAAAUGGAUUCGUCGAUGGGAAUAGAUGUGAUCGUUGUGGGUAUCUUUCUAGCAACAAAAUAUGCAAAGCAUGCAUGCUUUUGGAGGGACUAGAAAAGAAUCGUGCUAAAGUAAGUUUAGAAAAAGACACAUCUGUAGAGGGUGCGGCAAGACUGACUAGGACUCUAGAGAAGCUUGCUUUCUAA